This is a messenger RNA of Aspergillus affinis, 1167 nucleotides long. RefSeq names its product putative Zn-dependent hydrolase/oxidoreductase family protein. Gene Ontology annotation, biological process: N-acylphosphatidylethanolamine metabolic process; N-acylethanolamine metabolic process. Gene Ontology annotation, cellular component: membrane-bounded organelle; cytoplasm. The transcript has 4 exons. The record is from RefSeq and is a predicted model, not a curated record. Gene Ontology annotation, molecular function: zinc ion binding; N-acylphosphatidylethanolamine-specific phospholipase D activity. The coding region runs from base 1 to 1167 and encodes 388 amino acids. Lineage: Eukaryota; Fungi; Ascomycota; Eurotiomycetes; Eurotiales; Aspergillaceae.
AUGAGCACCUCUACUGCUGCCAUUCUAUAUUCCAUCACGGUGUCGGCGUCGCCGGUUUCUGCGGGUCCCGAAGACGCGAAGGAGAAGAGCCAUCAUGCUUCGAAUGGAUUCGUCAAUCCCUGGGACUCUUGGACGGGAGGACCAACUUUCCAGAAUAUUAUGAAAUUACUUGGUCGUCAAAUCACCGGAAAAGGCCAUCGACCAGACACGACGCCUCCCACGGUGCCCGUUCAAAAACCAGAGUUCUUGCCCUCGCGAGAAACCUCCGGCCUACGAGCAACCUGGCUAGGUCAUGCCUGCUACUACGUUGAAUUUCCCGGCGGGCUGCGGGUGCUGUUCGACCCUGUGUUUGAGGAUCGGUGUUCCCCUUUCUCGUGGCUAGGUCCGAAACGUUACACUGAAUUGCCCUGCGCGAUCCAGGAUUUACCGACCAUCGACGCGGUAGUGAUCUCGCAUAACCAUUACGACCAUCUGUCCUACCCGACCAUCAAGGAGAUCUCCAAGCGCCAUCCCAACUGCCACUUUUUCGCCCCCCUCGGCAACAAGCAAUGGUUUGCGGAAUCGGGCAUCCACAACGUCACGGAACUCGACUGGUGGGAGCAGCGCGAUAUCUCGCUCUCUCCACUAGAGACAUCCGCGAGCACUGGCUCAAGCCCAGCUGAUAUCCAGGCGCGCAUCAGCUGUUUGCCCUGCCAGCAUACCACCAACCGAGGACUGUUUGAUCGCUGUAAGACGUUGUGGGCUUCGUGGUCUGUCGAAUCUGGAGGCCGCAAGGUAUAUUUCGCUGGAGACACCGGGUAUCGCACUGUGCCGGAACUUCCUGAUCACGUUGAUGACCACUCUGCUGAAUAUACAUUCCCAUCAUGUCCUGCUUUCAAGGAAGUUGGCCAGCACCGAGGUCCCUUCGACCUAGGCUUGAUCCCAAUUGGCGCCUACAAACCUCGUUUCUUUAUGAGUCCCAUGCACGCGGACCCCCAUGACGCAGUCCAAAUCUUCCAGGAUACCAAGUGUCGCAGAGCCCUGGGCAUGCACUGGGGUACGUGGGUCCUGACCGAGGAAGAUAUUCUGGAGCCCCCAAGGCUGCUGAAAGAGGCUUUGAAGAAACAUGAGAUUCCGGAAGAGGGGGUGUUUGAUGUUUGCAAUAUUGGGGAGAGUCGGGAGUUCUAG